AUGCCCGGCACUCCCUAUUCUCGGGGAUGCCAAGUCUGCAAGCGCCGGAAGAUUAAAUGUGAUGAGGUCUGGCCGACGUGCACGCCAUGCAAGCGGACGCACCACACCUGCCCGGGCCCGUCCGCCCUCUUCAAGUUUGUCCACGAGGGCCUGGUCGUUGCAGUCGACGCCCGCCGGCGCCGAAAGUCCCCCGUGACCAAUGCAUCCCAGCUGCAGCUGCUGCUUCAGCAGCGCCUGGAGAGCGGGGAUCCUCAUGCAUGGCGGCCCGCGACCUCUGUAAACUGGACUCCAAUCAGGUCCUAUGGCGACAAGAUCGGCUCGUACGCCGUCUUCCGGAUGCACGCCCCCCAGUACGCGCUCACCAGCGAGGCCGACAGCAUCGCCACGCGUCUCAUCCUCAUCAUGGAGCAGGACUCGAACGGCUCCAGCGGCGUCCGCAUGCAGAUGGGCUAUCUCCCAUACCUCCCGAUGCGACUAUCUCGAAGUGAGUCUUUACGUAACUGCGCCGCUCUGUUCUGCUCUGCAUGGGAGGAAUAUCUUCGCUACGAGGAUUCCCGGGAGCUGCUCACCUUUGGCCUGUACAGCAGGGCCAUUCACAGCGUCCAGGCCGCCAUCGCAGAGGAGAGCCCGUAUUCCGUAGAGACGCUUGCCGCGAUGAUCCUGUUGGAGCGUACGGGGACGCUGUUUGGGACCGACCAAGUGACCAACCUGGAGGCACAGUACCGUGGCAUAGAGUGGGUGCUAACGAGGAAGGGGACUCUCAACUUCAGCGACCCUUUUGACGUUACUCUGGCUUUCGAGAGCCAACAUAUUUUGCAUACAGCAUCUCUCAACGGGAGUAGGGGCUAUUUGGCAGAAGCACACUGGAUGAACCUGAUGGAAACAGUGGCAGGAGAGUACCUGGCCAUGGAUGAACUCAAAUGCUUCCCCAGCGAGACCUUUAUACUGAACAGGUCCCUCGGCAGACUAGCCCAGUUCAACGCGGAGGUAAGAACUAUACGGAUGAACCCAGCCGAGAACAAAGAACUCAGCGCAUCCGUGCUUUGCUCCCUGUCCGACCUGGAGCGACCCAUCGCCACACUGAUACACACUACCACCGAGGCGGCCCUUGCGGCGGGGGAUAUCAUUGACGAGCUAGAUGCGACUUCCGUUCUUGGUCACAGCUUCCAUUUCCGAUCUCCCUUCUUUGCCCACGUUCUCGCCGGCGGCAUCAUGUUCCAGAUCCUGCUACUGCGGAUGAUUUACGACCUCGGCGUCGUCUAUGGACAGCCCGACGCCGGGGUGUAUUCCCGUUAUCGUGACGCAUGCGCCAGAUUCUGGCUGUAUAUCCCGUACAUCGCCAAGCUCGAUGCCAUGUCGGCCGUCAACCUCCUUGGCCCGGUUCUACUCUCUCUAGAAGGCGCGAACAAAGCGGAGAAAGCGGUACUCCUCAGCCAGGUUUUGGCGGUGAAAUGCUACCGGCCGCGGUAUCCAGGGGGGGAGAAGCAAUUAGAGGCAAUGGCCAUAAGUUUUGCCAUGCACCGGACGGGUCGGAUAUCUGACGCUCAUGGAGGAGGGUAG
Molecule: messenger RNA, 1560 nt
Organism: Clonostachys rhizophaga
Lineage: Eukaryota; Fungi; Ascomycota; Sordariomycetes; Hypocreales; Bionectriaceae
Source: the annotation of a GenBank genome assembly